Molecule: messenger RNA, 432 nt
Organism: Camellia sinensis
Lineage: Eukaryota; Viridiplantae; Streptophyta; Magnoliopsida; Ericales; Theaceae
Source: RefSeq, a predicted model, not a curated record
AUGUCUAGAUUUCUUGCCCCAUUUCGUUCCCAACGCUAUCACUUGCAAGAGUUUCAUGACUGUCAUUAUUCUGGACCCAAGGAAUUGUUUAACCGUCGACAUUCGUCGUUAUGCAAUGUCAUAGAAAGAACAUUUGGUGUUCUGAAGAAGCGCUUGCCAAUAUUACAGUCCAUGCCAAAUUACAAGUCCACAAGACAAGGACCCCUCGUCAUUGCAUGUUGUGUAGUGCACAAUUGGAUCCGUUUGCAUGCAACUCUAGCCUCAUUCUUCAUGGAAGCUGAUAAUGAAAUGGCGGCUGCAGCAACACUAGAUGGGUUUGUUGGAGGCGAAGCUGACUAUGUUGACAUGUCACAACAUGGGUUGACGUACCAAUCGAACAUCCGGGAUGAAAUUGCUACUGCUAUGUGGCAAAAUCAUGUUGGCCAUGGGUAA